CACUGCAUAUUGUGUUCAACUUUUGUAUAUGUUAAUGUUUUAAAUCUCCUUGGAGCACCAUUUUUCUUGUGAUCAACUUAAUUAAUUAAGCAGUGUCUUUCAUGGCCAAGACCAAGAGAGUCCUCGCACUCUUCCUAAGGUUCCUCGCCAUUGGAGCAACUAUAGCAGCAGUGAUUGUUAUGGUUACAAGCCAUGAGUCUUCUCAGGUUCUCGACCUAACCUUCACUGCCAAAUAUAGCGACGACAAAGCAUUCAAGUACUUUGUGAUAGCAGAAGCCAUAGCAUGUGCAUACAGCCUUAUUGUGCUCUUCACAUGUUCCCAAAGUUCACUUGCUCGUUUGAUUCUGAUACUAGAUGUGGUGAUAGCAAUGGUACUCUCUUCAAGCGUGUCAGCAGCAGUGGCAAUAGCACAUGUUGGCAAGAAAGGAAACAGUCAUGCUGGUUGGCUACCCAUUUGUGGACAAGUUCCUAAGUUUUGUGAUCAUGUCACUGGAGCUCUUGUUGCUGCUUUCGCUGCAGCUAUAAUAUACUUUCUGCUUAUUUUUUCUACUCUUUACUCUGCACAGAACCCCCUCUUUCUGUGAAACUAGAAAACAUGGAAAUCUUAAUAUUAUGUGAUCAUCAUACUAUAGUGUUUAUUAGAUCUUCCAGUCCCAUCACCCCAUUUGUGCUGAUUUAUAGAUAUAUAUCAAUAUUGAUGUACAGAUCAUAUAUGUCAAAUCAACAGCCAACGAAUUUGCUUUUA
Molecule: messenger RNA, 745 nt
Organism: Cajanus cajan (pigeon pea)
Lineage: Eukaryota; Viridiplantae; Streptophyta; Magnoliopsida; Fabales; Fabaceae
Product: CASP-like protein 1C2
Source: RefSeq, a predicted model, not a curated record